Peromyscus californicus insignis is the source of this 2330-nucleotide messenger RNA. RefSeq names its product centrosomal protein 19 (gene Cep19). Lineage: Eukaryota; Metazoa; Chordata; Mammalia; Rodentia; Cricetidae. The record is from RefSeq and is a predicted model, not a curated record. The transcript is spliced from 4 exons. Gene Ontology annotation, cellular component: spindle pole; centrosome; centriole. Bases 356 to 847 code for a protein of 163 amino acids. Gene Ontology annotation, biological process: trans-Golgi to periciliary membrane compartment transport; microtubule anchoring at centrosome.
GGCCCGCACUCGCCGCGUUCAGGCCCGCUUCCGGUCCACAGCCGGAUGCGUGCGGACGGUGCCCGCUGCGUCUGAGUUCACCCCAUGGUGUUACCCCUGUAGAGAAUGGCUGUCGCCUCUUCCUGCAGCGUCAAGCUCCACUCCGCCUCAAAGUCGAUAUAAGCGCUCCUCUGUGCAAUGCGGUUGGAUGGAAACAACCCUUUCACUGCUGUUCAGAUGUGCACUUCCUGUACUUCUUCACGGAUAUGUGCUAAGAGCUUAAUGAAAAUGGACACACUUCUUGACUUCCUAGAGCAAGUAGACUAACAGGGAAGAUAGAUGAUUUCCUUCAGUUUACCCUGAAUUUUAUGUGAAAAUGAAAUGUGUUGCCAAGAAAUGCGGAAUUAGGUUUCAGCCCCCAGCCAUCAUCUUAAUAUAUGACAACGAAACCCAGGGAAAGAGUCGCCAGCGCAUCAUGCCAGUCCGAAACUUCUCCAAGUUCUCAGAUUGUACCCGAGCUGCUGAACAACUAAAGAAUAAUCCACGGCACAAGAGUUACCUAGAACAGGUGUCCCUGAAACAGCUGGAGAAGCUGUUCGUCUUUUUACGCGGUUACUUGAAGGGACAGAGCUUGGCAGAAACCAUGGAGCAGAUUCAACGGGAAACAACCAUUGACCCCGAGGAAGACCUGAAUAAACUGGAUGACAAGGAGCUGGCCAAAAGGAAGAGCAUCAUGGAUGAACUUUUUGAGAAAAAUCAGAAGAGAAAGGAUGACCCCAGCUUUGUGUAUGACGUGGAAGUUGAGUUCCCUCAGGAUGAACAGCUGCUGUCCUGCAGCUGGGACACAGAGUCAGCGGAUGAGUUCUGAGACCUCCUGCUCCAUGUCUCCACAAAGAACAAAGAUCGGUCCUAGAAAAUGUGUAAACACUAAUGUACAUAUAAAACCAAAACACUUGCGUGUGUUGUGUGGGUCUAUGAGAAACACAGAAGAACAGUGUGGGAAUGCUCUGUAAGGAGCUGGCAGUCUAAAGGGAAGGUAACUCAGAAACGUGUAAACAGAUAUUUUAAUAAUAUUACUCAGGAGAGAGACUAGAGCCAGGUUUUCAGUGAAGGCUGAAGAGGGUGAGAACCUGGAUUAUGGCUCCCAGAAUAGCAAGGAAGACUUUCUCUCAGCAGAAAGGGUCCUGUGCAUGGCCCUGGAAUGCUACAGAUGUUUUUGUAAAAAUCUGGAUGAAAUAAAGGGGGAAGGGUGUAGUAAAGAGUCACGACAUAGAAGAUUUUGGGAAAGAGUGAAUAAUUAUAGUUUGACAAGAUUGGAAUUAACCUGUGUUCAUUAUGUCUCCCUGUGUAUUUGACUCCGGGGUAGACAAAAGCACCUGCAAAAUGCCUCACAGUGCAAGUGUAGGCAGUGUGACAGACAAAGGCAAUUCUGUCCCCCCACGAUCAGGAAAUGUACACUAAAGUUACUCUGAAACCAGAACCACUUCCUGUGAGAGGCUGGUUUAUACGGUGGGAAGUUCACCCACAAUGAGUGAGCAAUAGGUUCUCCUGUCCAGACCUGCACAGGAGUUAGAUGUGCACUGAUCUGUUUAGCACGGCCACUGUGUGCAGAUGUGUUUGUUCUUACUAGACUAUUAUCUGAUUGAUAGAAAUCAUAGGUUUUCUACAAGGGAACUCUUACUCUUUGAAUAAAGCUGGAGCUGAGUGUUAACUCUUACCAGUUUUUCUUUUCCUCCCUUUUUUCUUUCCUUCAGUCUGGUGUUUUGGUUGCCAGGGGUUGCUGAUUUGUGAAAGUUAGACAAAGGAUCGUGCUUUAUUAUGGCAUCUUCAGGGGUAUAUCAAUAACCUCUGUUCCUAUCCCCCCGACCUCUGUCCCCUUGUCUUCUUACUGACCCCCUUCUUUCCAGUCACCCUCUUCUGCUUUCAUGUCCCCUGUGUUCUGUUGCCUUCUGUACCCCUUAAAGUUCCUUCUCAUAGUGCCCCUUUUAGUCCCCCACCCCAGCACAUCCAUACCCAUAUAAAAACCUAGAUUUUGGCCAGGUGGUGAUGGUGCACGUCUUUAAUCCCAGCACUCAGCAGUUCGAGGCAGGUGGAUCACUGAGUAUGAGGCCAGCCUGGUCUACAGAGUGAGUUUCAGGACAGCCAGGGAUACACAGAGAAACCCUGUCUCAAAAACAACAACAACAACAACAAAAAAUAACAUAGAUUUUUGGUGUUGUUGUAUACGAGAGAAAAUGUUGUAUUUGUCUUUUUGAACUUUUAUACAGCAUGAUGUCCUUUUCUCUCCAUUUCCUGUAAAUAUCAUAAUUUCAUUUAUUUAAGGCUAAAUAAAAUUGCAUUGUGUAUAUGUA